AUGAGAAACAUGUCGACGAAACAGGUUUUGUCCGUUCUUGCCCUUCUUAUCGGCGCCGGCAUCGCCUCACCGGCACCCUACCCUAAAAAGGGUGACCACUCCGGUUUUCCAAAGGGCUCCAAGCCCGGCUUCGCCCCCUCCGGCGCCGUCCCUUCGCUCCCUCAACACUCCGGCACCACGGAUCCCGUAACGAACCCCCUCCAGCCGGCCGCAAGUGGUACACCAAGCAAGGGAAACAGCACCGGCGGCGGACCCACGCUCCCGUCCGGCUACAAAAAGAUCGUCUUCCAAGAUGACUUCUCCAAGCAACAGGCCGGCGCCCUCCCCGAUUCCUCAAAGUGGACCUUCGACGUCGGCACGAGCUACCCCGGCGGCGCCGCGAACUGGGGCACGCAGGAGAUCCAGACCUACACGAAGGACACCAAAAACAUCGGCAUCACGUCGAGCGGCACGCUGGCCAUCACCCCGAUCAAGAACGGCGAGUCCUGGACCUCGUCGCGCAUCGAGACCAACGCCGCGCAGGACUUCAAGUGCCCCGAGGGCGGCAAGCUGCGCAUGGAGGCCAGCAUCAUGAUCCCGGCGUCAGACCCGUCCACGCAGGCCGGCAUCUGGCCCGCCUUCUGGUCCAUGGGCUCCGCCUUCCGGACCAACGUGACCUCGUGGCCCAGCGUCGGCGAGAUCGACAUGCUCGAGGUGUCCAACGGCGUCGGCACCGUCUUCCAGACGGCCCACUGCGGCGUCAUCGACGGCGGGCCGUGCAACGAGAAGACGGGCCUGGGCACCAGCGCCGAGUUCCCCCGCGGGGAGUUCGUCAAGGUCGCGUGCGAGGUCGACCGCUCCGCCGGCGGCGGCGGGUUCCAGCAGGAGAAGCUCGUCUGGUACGUCAACGACAAGCCCACGCAGACCAUCACCGGCCAGCAGAUCGGCGACGAGACGUACUGGAGCAACCUCGCCCGCACCAGCAAGAUGAUCCUGCUCAACGUCGCCAUCGGCGGCGAGUUCCCCGAUGCGAAGGCCGGUACCAAGACACCCAACGCGCAGUCCGUCGGCGGCGAGAAGUCCAGGAUGGAGGUCAAGUACGUGGCGGUUUACAGCACUUGA
Messenger RNA from Colletotrichum karsti, 1101 nucleotides. Its product is annotated as endo-1, 3-beta-glucanase. Bases 1 to 1101 code for a protein of 366 amino acids. Lineage: Eukaryota; Fungi; Ascomycota; Sordariomycetes; Glomerellales; Glomerellaceae. The transcript has a single exon. The record is from RefSeq and is a predicted model, not a curated record. Gene Ontology annotation, biological process: carbohydrate metabolic process. Gene Ontology annotation, molecular function: hydrolase activity, hydrolyzing O-glycosyl compounds.